AUGAAGCCUGACAAUGCCUACAAGCAGCUGGACCCAUUGGAGGACCAUGGAGCACAGCCCACCCGCUUCCCGCUGAAGCGCUCCCGCGGCACGUUGCUCUCCGCUGUCCUCCUCAUCCUCUUCAUUCUCAUCUUCCUCCUCUUCUGCAAUCUCUGGCUGAGCUCAGCCCUCCGCGGUGAUGCCGGCGGCGAUGCCAGAUCCUGUGGUGACGCAUGCCGGAUCGUCCUGGUGGAGAGCAUCCCGGAGGGAAUGGCGUUUGGUGGCAGAUCUGUGCCGAAUCCGUCCACCUUCUCCACGUGGAUGAACCUCUUGGGGACCGUCACCCGCAGCCUGGACAUCGCCUCCUUCUACUGGACCAUGACCAACGAGGACACACGGACACACGAACCCUCCGCUGCCCAGGGUGAGCAAGUCCUGAAGGAGCUCCUCCAGUUACCGCAGCGCGGCGUCACCGUCCGAAUUGCUGUCAGCCAUCCGUCGCCAAAAUCGCCCCUGAACGACCUCCGAGCGCUGGAGCAGAGCGGUGCCGCAGUGCGCACUGUCGAUAUGCCGCGACUCACCGGCGGCGUGCUCCACACCAAGUUUUGGCUCGUGGAUGGCACCCACCUCUACGUUGGCAGCGCCAACAUGGACUGGAGGUCUUUGACCCAGGUGAAGGAGCUCGGUGCUGCCGUCUACAACUGCAGCUGCUUGGCCAAAGAUUUGGGAAAAAUUUUUGAAGCCUAUUGGGCUCUCGGUGUUCCUGGCGCCUCCAUCCCAGCACCGUGGCCGGGAAAUUAUUCCACCACCUUCAACAUGGAGACACCCUUGGAGUUGAGACUCAAUGGCACCGCUGCCGCCGUCUACUUCUCGAGCUCCCCGCCGGCUCUCUGUGCCGCCGGCCGCACCCAGGAUCUCGGCGCCCUCCUCAAUGUCAUCGAUGCUGCCGAGGAUUUUGUGGACAUCGCGGUGAUGAGCUACCUCCCCACCACCGAAUUCUCCCACCCUCAAAGGUUCUGGCCGGCGAUUGAUAACCAACUGCGGAAAGCCAUCUUCGAGCGCCGGGUCAAGGUUCGGUUGUUGGCAGGUUGUUGGCGGCACAGCCAAGCGACCAUGUUCCCCUUCCUCAAAUCCCUCGCUGCCGUCGCCAACAAUCGGACCCACUACAGCGUGGAGGUGCGGCUUUUCAUGGUGCCGGCAAGCGCGGCGCAAGCCCAGAUCCCCUAUGCCCGGGUGAACCACAACAAGUACAUGGUGACAGAGAAGGCGGCAUACAUCGGGACGUCCAACUGGUCCGGCGACUACUUCACGCGGACGGCGGGGUCAGCGCUGGUGGUGAACCAGACGGUGAGCCAAACCAGCGGCCCCACUGCCGCCGGCACCGGCACCGGCACCAUCCGGGAGCAGCUGCAGGCAGUUUUUGAGCGGGAUUGGAGCUCCCAGUACAGCGCCGACAUCAGCGAUGCCGAGCGGUGGGAGAGCUUCUGUGGCUCCCAUUAG
This is a messenger RNA of Mesitornis unicolor (brown roatelo), 1479 nucleotides long. It is a transcript of the gene PLD3, whose product is annotated as phospholipase D family, member 3. Gene Ontology annotation, molecular function: catalytic activity. The transcript has 11 exons. Bases 1 to 1479 code for a protein of 492 amino acids. The record is from RefSeq and is a predicted model, not a curated record. Lineage: Eukaryota; Metazoa; Chordata; Aves; Mesitornithiformes; Mesitornithidae.